Messenger RNA from Scatophagus argus, 2635 nucleotides. RefSeq lists its product as uncharacterized. Lineage: Eukaryota; Metazoa; Chordata; Actinopteri; Scatophagidae. Gene Ontology annotation, molecular function: calcium ion binding. Bases 80 to 2596 code for a protein of 838 amino acids. The transcript has 10 exons. The record is from RefSeq and is a predicted model, not a curated record.
CUUCAGCUUCUCUUUAAACUCUCCCACCCUCCAAAUAGUAUGAGUUUCUCAGUUCAGUGAACACGCAUUCAGAGUUCAGAUGAAGCUCCGGGCAGCACUGGUCGCUCUGCUGUGCAUCUACACUCAAGUGUGCGGAGCUGACAGAUGCAAUGGGUUCAGACACCUGGAGAACGGGCAGACAUUUUUCCGCUAUGGAGGACUGCUGGUGAUCUUCCGCUGUCAUCCUGGUUACAAGCUCCAUGGAUACAAAACCAACAGCUGUGUGUCUGGACACUGGUCCCGGGACAUCCCAGUCUGCGUUGGCUCUGGCUGCUCCAAUCCGGGACCACUCACUCACGGGACGAGCAGAAUGAAUGGGGAUGGCUCCUGGGCCAUGUUCAGCUGUAAUAGCGGCUUUCGGCUACACGGGUCCUCGAUGUUAUACUGUAAGGGCCACACCUGGAAUGGCACGACACCUGUGUGCAAAGAGUUCGACAUGAUGAGCUCGGUUUCAGGCUUCAGUGUGCAAAAGCCAGACAUACACCAGAACCUCCAGGCUGCUGUAGCUCUUAAGUCUGCACAGCAAUCCCACUAUGACACCCUUGCUAAUACUGCUUCCAAAGAAGCGAACCACAAAUUUGAUGUGUUUCCUCAGAUGCAAUCCCAAAUGUCCAGCAGCGAGAGGAUUAAAGUGACUAACACAAAAGUCCAACUGCAGCAGCAUAUUCAGUUUUCCAGGUGUAAAGUCAAAGAUGGAAGAAGAUCUCAUCAUGAAGCUGAGGAGCAAAAGGAAGGUCAAGGAGCAGAAACAGGAAGUGCGAGGGAUGACUCAGAGGUGGAAGCUUCAUGGGAGGAAGCAGAAAAGGUUGACAAAGUUACACAAAUGUUUGCCUCUAAGUUACAGCUAUCUGCUCCCGUUUCGUCUACUUUAUCGUUAAUGUCAGGAACGGAGCAAUCAACACCUUCACCACCGUCAUUUUCGACAGCCCAUACGCCAAGUGGCACUGCUGUCGCAAAUAUUGCUGUCAAGGAAAAGGAUGAUGUGUCUCCCUCUGAAUCACUAAUGGGCUCCUCACCAAUUGCAGAUGAAGACCAACUGGCUGAAACUACCCUAAAGUUCUAUCCGUCUUUGUCUCAGCAGGGGUCUGUAGAUGAAGAGGAGCCCACAGAGACUUCAACACAAAGUGUAUCUUCUUCUGCUCAUUUCAUUUUUACCAGUCUUUCCUCCACUUCAUCGCCUGCUUCCUCUGCUCUCCCCUUAUCACUCCCCCUUCCGUCCUUUUCUGCCUCAACUUCCUCAAGUCCCAGCUCCACCCAGUCCAGUAUGGAAACACAACUCCCUAAUGUCACUUCUCCUUCAAACAUGUCCACCACCAGUAAGCACAGAUCUCACUGGACUAAAUACCACAACCUCACACUGAACGUCACCUCAAAACCGUCUCUGCCGUCUCUGAGCCUCAGCAGACGUCCUGUGUGUCCAUAUCCACCUGUGCCUGCCCAUGGGACCUUCUACUUUCGUAAUGUGGAGAAUCCAGGUCCUAGAGAAUACAGACAUUACAUACAGUAUGCCUGCUACUCAGGGUAUACACUGGCUCAUGGAGACAUUCAUAGCUACUGCCAGCAGGGGGGCACCUGGAGUGGAAUCACACCUGUUUGUCUGGAGUUGACACCAUGUUCUCUUAACAAUGGAGGUUGUUCCCAGCUGUGCUCUCACUCCCCACACUACAACCAGAGCUCCAAUCAGACUCAGACCAGAACUCAGUGCCACUGCAGACCGGGAUUUACUCUGCUUGAUGAUGGACGAACGUGUCGUGAUUUAGAUGAGUGUGUGGAGGGGAAGCAUCAAUGUCAGCAGAGAUGCAUCAACACAUUUGGUUCCUUUAAGUGUGGCUGUGAUGAUGGCUAUCAGCUAGCUCAUGACCGGACCUCCUGCACAGAUGUGGAUGAGUGCCUACAGCCUGCAGCCGUAACAGGCUGUUUGUUCGGUUGUGUUAACACUCCCGGUAGCUUCCACUGCCAGUGUCCGGUGGGCUACAGCCUUCUUUCUCCAGACAGCCACUGCCAAGACAUAGAUGAGUGUGCUGUUAAUCAGGGGCUCGGGCCAUGUAUGGAGCAGUGCCACAACUCACCAGGAUCCUACCGAUGCUCCUGCAGAUAUGGUCACAUAUUAGCUGGAAAUGGGCACAGCUGCAUCGCUGAGUGUCCACCUGGCUACAGGAAGCAACCAGUAACAACACCUGAGAACUCAACUGCUCAGGCUCCUAGGGAGGAGUGUGUAGAUAUAAAUGAGUGCGAGGAGGAAAAGUGUGAGUGGCAGUGUGUUAAUCUGCCAGGCUCUCACCGAUGCAUCUGCCCCAGAGGAUACACACUCCUAAAAGAUGGGCGAAACUGCAAGGACAUUAAUGAGUGCAGUCGAAAGAAUGGAGGGUGUUCCCACUUGUGUGUCAACCAAAAAGGUGGGUACAAAUGUGCCUGCCCAGCCUCCCAUCGCCUUUCUCCUUAUAGCUGGAAGAAAUGUCUACCAAGGACGACAACGAACACUGCUGGUCGAGAUGAAAAACAGUUCAAAAUAAAAUUAAAUGAAGUCCAACCCAUGGAGCAACAGCUGGAGCACUGAUUGGUUAGUUGCUCUGUGUUGGCAGAAGCUCCUGCUGCU